Molecule: messenger RNA, 756 nt
Organism: Gossypium arboreum
Lineage: Eukaryota; Viridiplantae; Streptophyta; Magnoliopsida; Malvales; Malvaceae
Exons: 1
Coding region: 1-756 (251 amino acids)
Source: RefSeq, a predicted model, not a curated record
AUGGUGCGAAGAAGGAGACGCCAGGCUUUUCAACAUUUGAAAGAUCGCAUCAAGAUAAAAAUUGAUAGCUGGAGCACAAGGUUGUUAUCGCAGGGAGGGAAAGAAGUCUUCAUAAAGGCUAUUUUGCAAGCAAUUCCAACUUAUACGAUGGGCUGCUUUCUGUUACCGAAAUCAGUAUGUGAAGACAUUGAAAAAAUAAUAGCAAAUUUCUUGUGGCAAAAAGGGUAUGGGAAACGAGGGAUACAUUGGUGCUCUUGGAGUAAUUUAUGUGAACUAAAGGAGAAUGGAGGCCUUGGAUAUCGCAAUUUGACAAAAUUUAACCUGGCUCUUCUCGCGAAGCAAGGCUGGAGACUAAUUGAAAAUCCUACUUCUCUUCUAGCGAAAACCUUAAAAGCUAAAUAUCAUCCAAAUUCAGAGUUCUUAAACUCAGAACUAGGAAACUUACCCUCAUACACUUGGAAAAGUAUAUGGGCUGCAAAGGGUCUCUUGUUGUCGAGACUUUGUUGGCGAAUUGGCAACGGACGAGAUGUUCGAAUUGAAGAGGAUAUAUGGGUUCCAAAUGCUGAAAAUUUACAUAUUCAACAGGUGGUGAGAAAUCAGAGUAAAACGAGGGUAGUAGAUCUAAUCGACAGUAACAAUAGGUCAUGGAAAACAGAGCUGCUCGAACACACCUUCUCAACAGAUGAUGUCCAAAAAAUUCUCCAAAUCCCGCUCACUACAAUUCCCCACGACAACUUUCUGGCUUGGAGGGGGUAG